Messenger RNA from Rhincodon typus (whale shark), 7099 nucleotides. RefSeq names its product adhesion G protein-coupled receptor E2-like. The transcript has 7 exons. Lineage: Eukaryota; Metazoa; Chordata; Chondrichthyes; Orectolobiformes; Rhincodontidae. Gene Ontology annotation, cellular component: membrane. The record is from RefSeq and is a predicted model, not a curated record. Gene Ontology annotation, biological process: cell surface receptor signaling pathway; adenylate cyclase-activating G protein-coupled receptor signaling pathway. The coding region runs from base 55 to 831 and encodes 258 amino acids. Gene Ontology annotation, molecular function: G protein-coupled receptor activity.
GAUACUAAAUCGAUAAUAACAAUCACAUGUUUAAUUAUCUCGGAGGUGUCUCUCAUGGUCAUGAUCUUCAUUUUUACACAUUGUUCCUUGGCAAAGACAUGUGUUAGCAAUUCUCACAUUCACCUGUGCCUGACCUUGUUCUUAGCAAACAUGCUGUUCAUAACUCAAAGUGACAGAAGUUGUAACAAGACUGUGUGUGCAAUCACAGCUGUCUGGUUACAUUACCUCUAUUUGACGGUGUUCGCCUGGAUGUUUAUGGAAGGACUACAACUUUACCUUAUGUCAAUUAACCUGCGGAACAUGAGGGUUUCCAGUUCUACCAUCGUGCAAAAAUUCAAGAUUCCAUUUUGCUAUUUAUCCCCCAUUGUGAUAGUGGUGAUAGCUGCAGCAAUACAUCCAAGUGCAUAUGUGUCACAUAAAUACUGCUUUCUACAGAAAGAAAAUAUUUGGUACUUCUCUGGACCUGUGCUUCUGAUAAUUCUGGUUAAUAUUAUCCUGUUCAGUAGAACACUCUGGAUACUGACUGAGCAGAUUUCUAAACGCAACACUGAAAUAUCAAAAAUCAAAGAUUCCAGAAUGCUGACAUUUAAAAUACUUCUUCAGCUAGUUAUUUUGGGAUGCCCCUGGAGUAUUGGAUUCUUUGCUGAGGAAGAUUCCAGUGGAAUAUUGGAAUACAUAUUCAUUACAACUGUACCUCUCCAAGGCUUCCUAAUUUUUCUUAUCCUGUGUGCUUUCAGUGCUGAGGUGAGGGAAGAAUGUAGGAAAUGGUUUCUAGGAGUGAUGCAAAAGCACAACAUAUCCAACUCAACACUUUAUUCUGGCACCACCUAAUCCAAUCAAUCGGUCACGUGGGGUGAAGCCAAAAUAUAGGCUGAAGAAACAUGAACUACAAGAUUUACAUUUCUUCCAGAAUUUCACUUGUUUUAACCCAGUAUCAAGAACAUUCCAAGUUCUUUGAAGAAUAUAUAUUUCGAAGUGUUUGUUCAUCAGUUUAUUGUGUCAACAAUAUUAUUGCUGGGGUCUACUCUUCUGAUGAAGAUAGAAGGGAAAGGUAUGAUUUUCUUUUCCAUUAGCUAUCAACAACGUGUAGAUAACACCAAGAUGAGAUUUAUUUCCUGUUCCAAUGAUAUGUUAAGAACAAAUCACGAUUCUACGUUUUAUAUAUUAAAAAGACAUUUUGUCAGGAUUCAUCUUUCUCUGAUUCUCCUUUUUAAGCAAAAAAUUCGACUUGAGAAAUCACCUACGUACAGCAGGAAAGGCAAUUCACCAAGUCACUAUUACCAAGACACCUGUAUUUUGGUGUGUAUUUUUUAAUGGAUAGAUGAAUUUGAUUAUAUUGCAUUUAUGCUCUCUAGGUUUUCAUACUUCAAUUCUUUAUGUUCUUCUGACUGUAAAUAAAUAAAAAUGUAUAGUUUAGCUUGCACUUUGUGUUUUGAUGGCAAGUUAUUUCUUCAUCUUCUGAUUGGUGUGACAUGUCAGUGGGCAAUCCAUAUGUAGUCCAAUGACUGAUGCAGGGUUGAGCCUAGACUAAAUAAAAACCAGAAGAACUGUGGAUGUUGUAAAUUAGAAAUUGCAGGAAAAGCUCAGCAGGUCUGGCAGCAUCUGUGGAGAGAGAUCAGAGUGAAUAUUUCAUGUCAAGGGACUCUUCCUCAAAGCCAACCCAUCAACUCUGAAGAAGGGUCUAGACCUGAAACAUCAGCUUUCCUGCUCCUCUGAUGCUGCUUGGCCUGCUGUGUUCAUCCAGCUCUACAUCUUGUUAUCUCUCUCUCUCAAGCCAUCAACUCUGAUUUUUCUCCACAGAUGUUGUCAGACCUGCUGAGCUUUUCCAGUGAUUUCUGUUUUUGUUUGUGUUCAGUCUAGACUAAUCUCACCAAUACCUUUAGCAAAAUAAAGAUCGAGCUGAUUAGUGGUUCUAGCUGCUUAUGGCACCUGUAAUCUGGUCACGAAAAUUAAAGAAGUUUUGGAAAUAACCCUAAACACAGCAGUAUGUAAAAUAAUGUCAUUCAUAUUUAUUUUGACAUCCAGAAAUGACACACAGUUGAUACAGUCAGUUGCUUUGGGGUGCGAAGGGAAAGGCGCAUCAUCAAAUUAUUAAAACUUAGGGGAGAAGGAAGCCAUUCAAUUCUUCAAGCCUGUUCUGUGCAACUCAUUCAAUUACCGCUAAUCUAUCAGUUAAUUCCAUUUACCUGACCUUGGUUCUACAACUUUGACUGCUCUUGCCAAACAUAAACAUCUCAAACGACUUCAUAAAAUGAACUAGGAAAGUUUGUAGCAAAUAUCACAAUACAUUACCAAUGGUUUAUUUGGGUUGGUGAUGAUGGUGAUCACAGCUUGUAAUGAAUGAUAUGAUCCUGAAAAAUUGUUUUCUCUCAAACAGAGUCUGGUGUAAGAAUAGAUUCUAAGACAUGUCUGGAAUGACCUGCAAACAGUUGUUUACUCUUCCAAGAUCAUCCUUUUUCCUCACUGCCUCGGGAGUCACAAUUCAUCCUGAAAUCUGAACACUUCAAAACUUCUUUUGAGUUUGAUCACUGUGAUGAUCCAUUUUCUUAGUAAAUUUCCAUCCUCAGAGUCCCUGAUAGAUCCAGAGUCCAAUACAAGAUAUACUAGAGCACUUUUAUCACACUCCUCUACACUAAACACUCCAGCAGAAUAAUCAUUUCUGUUGAACUGAUUGUCUAGGUCUUCGUUCCUCUCCAAUCUUCCAAUUUCUCAAUCUCUCUGCCCUUUGAAAGGCCUCUGACCAAGUUUCCUCUCUUCACACUACUAAUCUUUGCUCUAAUCUUGGUUAGUUCCUGUGUUGAGAUAGACUUUUGCUCUUUUGUUCUACAUGUUCUCCAGUUCGUUCAGGGCUAUGAUGCUCUUCUGGAAGAGUAGAUUCCACUGAACUAUUACCUCUGACAGGAAAGGGGACAAGUUAUACCAAUUGGAGAUGUCCUUUACCUUUAUUUCAGUUCUUAUGUCCCUUCACACAUCAUCCCCUGUGCAAUUUAGCUUUUGGCACUCCACCUGAUCUCAAAUCCUCCCUUCUGAUUUUUUGCCCCUCUCUGCUUGUUUAAAAUCUGUUGCACCUCUACACUGUGCUACAGAAAUAAAGUGCUGUCUAGUAUUGACUACAAUACAAACUGCAUAUGCGUCCAGCAGUAACUAUGCUUGAAAAGUGGAGUUAUUUCUUUGGUUGAAAAGUGCUUUGGGACUUUUUGGAAGCUGUGAGCAAUUCAAGGUAAUUGCAUUUCCUUUUUAUAUUGGUCUUUUGUUCAAGAACACAUUCACAAUGUAAAGGCUGAACUGUGAGUGACUUAACAUUAAUAUCACAUAUUGCCAAAUAAACUGAACCAUAACAGUUAUUUCUAUGGAACAGCCUGAAACAUGGGCAAGGAAACCUCCUGCUGAAUACCACGUACCAUUCUCUUCAGCUGAUAAAUUAGUACUCCUCCAGGUUGAACAACACUUGGAGGAAGCACUGAAGCUGGCAAGAGUGCAAAAUAUACUCUGGGUGGGGAUUUCAAUGUCCACCACCAAGAGUGGGUCAGCAGCUGCACUACUAAUCGGGUCCUAAAGGACAUAGCUGGGUCUGCAGAAGAUGGUGAUGGAACCAACAAGAGGAAAAAAACAUACCUGACCUCAUCCUUACCAAUCUGCUGGCUGCAGAUGCAUCUAUCCAUGACAGUAUCAGUAGUAAGUGACCACUGCACAGUCUUUGUGGAGCCGAAGUGCUGUCUUCACAUUGAGAAUACCCUCCAUCAUUUUGUCUGCCACAAUCACUGUCCUAAAUGGGACAGACUUCAAACAGAUCUAGCAACUCCAGACUGGACAACCAUGAGGGGUUAUGGGCCAUCAACAGCAACAGAAUUGUACUCCAGCAUGGAUCUGCAACCUCAUUGGACAGGCAUAUCUCCCACUCAAUUAUACUACCAAGCCAGGGGAUCAAACCUGAUUCAAUGAAGGCUGCAGGAGGCAUGCCAGUAGCAGCACCAGACACACCUAAAAAUGAGAUGGCAACCUGGUGAAGCAAUCAAAAAGGGCUAACUUGCAAGCCAAAAUCACGUAAACAGGAAGUGAUGGGCAAAGCUAAAUGAUCCCACAACCAAAAUAUCAGAUCUAUGCUUUGCAUUCGUGCCACAUUCAAUUGGGAAUGGUGGUGGACAAUUAAACAACUCACUGGAAGAGGAGGCUCCACAAAUAUCCCCUUUCUCAGUGACGGAAGAGCCCAACACAUCAAUGCAAAAUAUAAAGCUGAAGCAUUUGCAGCAACAUUCAGCCAGAUGUGCCAAGUGGAUGAUCCACCUUGGCCUCCUCCAGUGGUCCCCAGCAUCACAGACACUCGUCUUCCACCAAUUCGAUUCAUAUUAAGUAACAGUGACAACUGUACUGAAGACUUCUGCUCCAGAACUUGCCACUCUCCGAGCCAAGCUCUUCCAGUAUUGUUACUGGCCUCUAUCCGACAAUGUGGAAACUUUCCCAGCUAUGUCCUGUACACAAAAAGCAGGAAGAAUCUAACCCAGCCAAUUAUUGCCCCAUCAGUCUAUUCUCAAUCAUCAGUAAAGUGAUGGAAGGUGUCAUCAACAGUGCUAUCAAGCAGCACCUGCUCACUGAUGCCCUGUUUGAGUUCUGCCAGAGCGACUCAACCCCUGACAUCAUAACUGCCUUGGUUCAAACAUGAACAAAAGAGCUGAAUUCCAGAAGUGAGGUGGGAGUGACAGCUCUUGACAUUAAGCGCAUUUGACCGAGUAUGACAUUAAGGAGCCCCACCAAAACUGGAGACAAUAAGUAUAAGGGGAAAACUCUCCACUGGUUGGAGCCAUAGUUGGCAAUAAAGGAAGAUGAUCGUGGUUGUUGGAGGUCAAUCAUCUCAGCUCUACCACAGUCAUACAGGAAGGAGUUCGUCAGGGUCAUGUCCUAGGCCCAACUUUCUUCUGUCGCUUCAUCAAUGACUUUUCUUCCAUCAUAAGGUCAUAAGUGGGAAUGUUUACCACUGAUUGCACAAUGUUCAGUACUAUUCGCAACUCCUCAGAUACUAAAGCAGUCCAUGUUCAAAUGCAACAUGAUCUGGACAAUAUCCAGACUUAGGCUGACAAGCGGCAAAAAACGCUUCACACAAAUGCCAGGCAAUGAUGAUCACCAAUAACAGACAAUCUAACCACCACCUCUUGUCAUUCAAAGGUAUUAUCUUUAGUGAAUUCCCUACAAUUGAUUGAUUGAUUUAUUGUCGCGUGUAUCAAAUACAGUGAAAAGCUUUGUUUACGAGCUAUACAGGCAGAUCACAGUAAGUAAGGAUGUACAGAUCAAAAAAAAACUUAGACACAGACAUCCGGGUUACACUGCACAGGGCAUGUGCUGGGCAAGGUCAACGUUAGCACGAUCAGCAUUAUUUGAGGUUAGAGACUCCAUUCAUCAGUCUGGGAAGAAGCUGUUCUUGAACCUGCUAGGACGUGUAUUAAGGCUUCUGUAUCUUCUGCCUGAUGGAAGAGGUUGUACGAGAUCAUUACUGGGGUGCGAUGGGUCCUAACGCGGUAGCGAGCCAUGUAAAUGGAGUCCAUGGAAGGAAGAUUGGCUUCUGUGAUGGUUUGGGCUGUGCAUUCUUACAAUCCUGAGCAGGGCAGUUGCAAUACCACGCCGUUAUGCACCCAGACAGCAUGCUUUCAAUUGUGCAUCUGUAGAAUUUGCUGAGGGACCUUUUGGACAUGCCAAAUUUCCUGAGCCAUCUGAGAAGAGGCAUUGUUAUGCCUUCUUGACCAUCACAUCUGUCUGGGAUGUCUAGGACAACUUGACGCUCUCCACCUUCUCAACCUCGGUUCCAAUGACAUAGAUGGGGGUGAGUUCUCCUCCUUUCUUUCUGAAGUCAGUGAUCAGUUCUUCGGUUUAGCUGCAUUGAGAAAGGUUGGUCUCAUUGCACUGCGUCACCAAGCCCUCUAUCUCCCUUUUGUAUUUUGACUUGUUGUUGUUAGAUAUCCAUCCUACCAUGAUGGUGUUGUCAGCGAACUUGCAGACACUGUUCGUUUGGAAUUUGGCAACACAGUCAUAGAUGUAGAGUACAUUAAAGGGCUGAGGAUGCAUCCUUGAGGGCUCCAGUGUUGAGUGUUAUUGUGAAGGAUGAGCAGUUACCUAUUUUCACUGAUUGUGGUCUGUGGUUCAGAAAGCUGAGGAUCCAGUUGCAGAAGGCGGAGCUAAGACUGGGGUCACAGAUUUUUAAGAUCAGUCUGGAGGGGAAAAUGGUGUUGAAAGCAGAGUUGUAGUCAAUGAGCAGGAGUCUAACGUAGGUGUCCUUGUUGUUCAGAUGUUCCAAAGUUGAGUACAGGGCUAGGGAUAUGGCAUCUGCUGUGGCCUAGUUACGUCAGUAGGCAAAUUGUAGGGGAUUGAGGCAGGGUGGGAGACUGGAGUUGAUGUCGGCCAUGACUAGCAUCUUGAAGCACUUCAUGAUUAUUGAGGUCAGAGCCACUGGGUGGCCACUAUUAACAUACUUGGGGUUACCAUUGACUAGAAACUCAACAUGCCACAUAAACGCAGUGACUACAGGAGGUGGUCAGAAGCAAGGAAUACUGCAGUAAUUAACUUAUCUUCUGAGUCCUUAAAUUCUGUCCACCAUCAACAGGGUACAAGUCAGGAGUAUGAUGGAAUACUUCCGUUUGUCUGGAUAUGUGCAAUUCCAACAACACUGAAGAAGCUUGUCACCAUCCAGGACAAAGCAGCUCACUUGAUUGACAUCACACCAAAAGCAUCCACUCCCUCCACCACCAACACUUGGUAGCAGAAGUGUGCACUAUCUGCAAGCUGCACUGAAGAAAUUCACCAAAGAUCCUUAACAGCACCUUCAAACCCACGACCAUUUCCAUCUUCAAGGGCAAGAACUGCAGAUACAAUGGGUACACCACCACCUGCAAGUUCAGCUCCAACACACUUAUCACCCUGACUUGGAAAUACAUUUCACUGUCACUGGGUCAAAAUCCUGGAAUUCCCUCCCUGAGGACAUUGUGGAUCAACCUUUAGCAUGUGGACUGCAGCAAUUCAAGAAGGCAACUCACCACAACCUUCUCAAGGGUAACUUGGAGCAGGCAAUAAAUACUGGCCAGCCAGCAAAAUACAUACCCCAUAAAGAUGUUUA